AUGGCUGUGGACUACAUGGUGUUUACCCUCCGUCUCAUCCACAUAUUCGCCAUCCACAAACAGCUGGGACCCAAGAUCAUCAUCGUUGAAAAAAUGGUGAGUGCUUUUUAAAAAGAGGGAUAAAACCCUUUUUACUACAGUGUGUCUAGAUCAGGGAUGGGCAACUUUGAUGGUUGUGGGGGCCACAAAAAAUUGGUCAUGAGGGGCUCUACAUACUGACAUCCAUACACAUAAACUCAGCAAAAAAAAGAAAUGUCCUCUCACUGUCAACUGCGUUUAUUUUCAGCAAACUUAACAUGUGUAAAUAUCUGUAUGAACAUAACAAGAUUCAACAACUGAGACAUUAACUGAACAAGUUCCACAGACACGUGACUAACAGAAAUUGAAUAAUGUUUCCCUGAACAAAGGGGGGGUCAAAAUCAAAAGUAACAGUCAGUAUCUGGUGUGGCCACCAGCUGCAUUAAGUUCUGCAGUGCAUCUCCUUCUCAUGGACUGCACCAGAUUUGCCAGUUCUUGCUGUGAGAUGUUACCCUACUCUUCCACCAAGGCACCUGCAAGUUCCCAGACAUUUCUGGGGGGAAUGGCCCUAGCCCUCACCCUCCGAUCCAACAGGUCCCAGACGUGCUCAAUGGGAUUGAGAUCCGGGCUCUUCACUGGCCAUGGCAGAACACUGACAUUCCUGUCUUGCAGGAAAUCACGCACAGAACGAGCAGCAUGGCUGCUGGCAUUGUCAUGCUGGAGGGUCAUGUACCACAUGAGGGAGGAGGAUGUCUUCCCUGUAACGCACAGCGUUGAGAUUGCCUGCAAUGACAACAAGCUCAGUCCGAUGAUGCUGUGACACACCGCCCCAGACCAUGAUGGACCCUCCACCUCCAAAUCGAUCCCGCUCCAGAGUACAGGCCUCAGUGUAACGCUCAUUCCUUCGACGAUAAACGCGAAUCCGACCAUCACCCCUGGUGAGACAAAACUGUGACUCGUCAGUGAAGAGCACUUUUUGCCAGUCCUGUCUGGUCCAGCAUCGGUGGGUUUGUGCCCAUAGGCGACGUUGUUGCCGGUGAUUUCUGGUGAGGACCUGCCUUACAACAGGACUACAAGCCCUCAGUCCAGCCUCUCUCAGCCUAUUGCGGACAGUCUGAGCACUGAUGGAGGGAUUGUGCGUUCCUGGUGUAACUCAUGCAGUUGUUGUUGCCACCCUGUAUCUGUCCCGCAGGUGUGAUGUUCGGAUGUACCGAUCCUGUGCAGGUGUUGUUACACGUGGUCUGCCACUGUGAGGACGAUCAGCUGUCCGUCCUGUCUCCCUGUAGUGCUGUCUUAGGCAUCUCAAAGUACGGACAUUGCAAUUUAUUGCCCUGGCCACAUCUUCAGUCUGCAGUGCCUCCUUGCAGCAUGCCUAAGGCACGUUCACACAGAUGAGCAGGGACCGUGGGCAUCUUUCUUUUGGUGUUUUUCAGAGUCAGUAGAAAGGCCUCUUUAGUGUCCUAAGUUUUCAUAACUGUGACCUUAAUUGCCAACCAUCUGUAAGCUGUUAGUGUCUUAACGACCGUUCCACAGGUUCAUGUUUAUUAAUUGUUUAUGGUUCAUUGAACAAGCAUAGGAAACAGUGUUUAAACCCUUUACAUUUACAUUUACAUUUAGUCAUUUAGCAGACAAUGAAGAUCUGUGAAGUUGUUUGGAUUUUUACGAAUUAUCUUUGAAAGACAGGGUCCUUGAAAAAAGGGACGUUUCUUUUUUUGCUGAGUUUACAUGCAGUCAAAGUCCUAUCCUUAAAGCCUUUUGGGGGCCAUAGCAACAUUUUGUUUUAGAGUUAAUUUCCUGCAAUUCUAUACAUUUUGCCAUGGGCGUAGAGAAAAUGUUGUAAUUUUAAAGCAAGUUUGCUAAAAAAAAAAAAAAAUGAGAUGGGGCGGAGAGAAGAUGUUGCAAUUUUAUAACAAAUUUCCAAUUCUACUCAUUUUGACAUGGGGCUGAGAGAAAAAUUUGGAGUUUUCCAGCUAAUUCCCUGCAAGUCCACACAUUUUGCCAUAGGAUGGAGACAAAUGUUUGCAGUUUUUAAUAUGAUAUCUGAUGAUCAACGGGGGCCACCCGGUCAGUAGUUCGACAAUGAUUACUACAAGUUUAGAUAGCUGGACGCUAGACUAACUUACCAAUCAAAAAAUGGUAGCUGACAUGGCUAAUUGAGUGACUGUUAGUGACUGACAUAAGAGAAAAACUGCUGAUGCACAACAACAUUAAAAAAUUGCACCUUGUAAAGAAAAAGACGUGUGUGUGUGUGUGUGUGUGUGUGUGUGUGUGUGUGUGUCUAAUUAUUGAUUGUGAGAGCAUAGACAGCACCAUUGAGGCCAUCUCCAUUUUGAAGUAGUCAAUUUCCUUUUACUAUUCCUAUGAAUUGGCAAACAAACUGAAAGGGUGCAAACAAACCACACUGAGUGUGUUGUUUGAACAGGUAAUAAAGCCAAGGUUUUGCGAUUUACUGCCACCUGCAGUUAUGGAAUGUUUGCUCACAAGUAUAAUUAAUUGUCUGAUCCCUCCUAAUGACCCAGAUGUGAUCCUUCCUUAACCCAUAGGAAGUCCCACCCAUUUGACUACUUCAGUCCAUAAUGGCACUGCCCAUGCUAAAACUGGCUUUUGGGAAGGAGAGUUCCCAACCUGCCUUGCAAAAGUAUUCAGACCCCAUAGAUUUCUUCACAUUUUAUUAACAUUGAUUUGAUUGUAAUUUUUUUGGUCAACAAUCUACUCCAAAUACUACUUUAUUUUACUAAAUAAGUUCAGGAGUACAAUUUGUCUUAACAAAUCACAAUAAGUUACAAUAAUAGGAGUUGACAUGAUUUUUGAAUGACUAACCCUUCCUCUGUCUCCCAUACAUACAUCUGUAAGGUCCCUCAGUCAAGUAUUGAAUUUAAAGCACAUAUUCGACUAAGACCAGGGAGCUUUUCAAAUCAGACAUGGAAUAUCUCUUUCAGCAUGGUCAAGAUAAUAAUUAUGCUGUGGAUUAUGUAUUAAACCACCCAGAUACAUCAAAAAUACAGUCGUCCUUCUGAACUGAGCUGUAGGACAGGAAUUAAACUGCUCAGGGAUGUUACCAUGAGGACAUUUGGUGAUUUUAAAACCAUUACAGAGUUCAAUGGCUGUGAUGGGAGAACUGAGGAUGGAUAAAUAACAUUAUAGUGACUCCACAAUAAUGACUUAAAUGACAGAGUGAAAAGAAUACAAAUAUACAGAAUGGGAAUAUUCCAAAACAUUCACCUUGUGUGCAACCAUUUACAUUUUAGUCAUUUAGCAGACGCUCUUAUCGACUUACAGUUAGUGAGUGCAUACAUUUUCAUACUGCCCCCCCGUGGGAAACGAACCCACAACCCUGGCAUUGCAAACGCCAUGCUCUACCAACUGAGCUACAUCGGACUCAACCAGGCACUAAAGUAACUGCAAAAAAGGUAAAGGAAUACACUUUUUGGCCUAAUUGCAAAGCCUUAUGUUUGGGGCAAAUCCAACAGAACACAUCACUGAGUAACUGCCUCCUUAUUUUCAAGCAUGGUGGUGGCUGCAUCAUGGUAUGGGUAUGAUUGACAUCUGGAAAUACUAGUUUUUCAGGAUACAAAUAAAUGGGAUGGAGCUAAGCUGAGGCAAAAUCCUAGAGGAAACCUGGUUCAGUCUGCUUUCCAACAGACACUGGGAUAGGAAUUAAUCUUUCAGCAGGACAAUAACCUACAACACAAGGCUAAAUCUACACUGGAGUUGCUUACCAAGAAGACAGUGAAUGUUUGAGUGGCCAAGUUACAGUUUUGACUUAAAUCUGCUUCACAAUCUAUGGCAAGACUUGAAAAUUGCUGUCUAGCCAUGAUCCCCAACAUCUUGACAGAGGUUGAAGAAUUAUGAAAAAAAAUGAUGGCUAAUAUUGCACAAUCCAGGUGUGCAAAGCUCUUAGACUUACCCAAGACUCACGGCUGUAAUCACUGCCAAAGGUGUUUCUAACAAGUAUUGACUCAGGGAGCUGAAUACUUAUGCAACAACUAUAUUUUAGUUAUUUAAUUUCUCUUAAUCUUUAAGAAAAAUAUAAAUAAAAUGUACUACUUUGACAUCAAGUAUUUUGUGUAGAUUGUUGGCAAGAAAUGACAAAUCUCUUUUAAUCCCACUUUGUAAAUCCAAGGGGUCUGAAUACUUUUGCAAGGCACUGGUCUAGAUCCAGGUGCUGGUUUUGGCAGGAACAACUAGUAUCCAAAAACAAGUGUAAAAACUGCACUAGAAAAAACAGCCGAUGUCAUUUUCUCCCCUUAAUAUUCUGCUCCCCUCCUGAUUGGCAGAUGAAGGAUGUCUUCUUCUUCCUCUUCUUCCUGGCGGUGUGGCUCAUGGCCUACGGCGUAGCCAAUCAGGCACUGCUCUACUCCUACGAUCCUCGUCCCGGUUGGAUCUUUCGCCGAGUGUUCUACAGGCCGUACCUGCACAUAUUUGGACAUAUCCCCAUUCACGAAAUGGAUGGUGUGUUGAUGUUUGUGUACAAAUGUGGUUUGCAUGUGUGGCAGGUAGCUUAGUGGUUAAGAGCAUUGUGCCAGUAACCGAAAGGUCGCUGGUUCUAAUCCCUGAGCCGACUAGGUGAAAAAUCUGUCGAUGUGCCCUUGAGCAAGGCACUUAACCCUAAUUGCUCCUGUAAGUCGCUCUGGAUAAGAGCGUCUGCUAAAUGACUAAAAUGUAAAUGUAAAAUGUAUGUAACAUAGUACAGGUAACUGCCAAAAUAAAGGAAACACUUGAGUAAAUGAGGGAUACAAAGUACUGUAUAUUGAAAGCAAGUGGUUCCUGAGUUAAUUAAGCAAUUAACAUCGCAUCAUACUUAGUCAUGAUGCAAUGUUAAUUGCUUAAUUAACUCAGGAACCACUUGCUUUCAAUAUACAGUACUUUGGAUAAACAUGCCCAGUUGGCCAUUAUUUUGGCUACCAUGGCUAGAAGAAGAGAUCUCAGUGACUUUGAAAGAGGGGUCUAAAAGGAGUUUAGGAGAUUUGAUCUGUGUGUGUGUGUGUGUGUGUGUGUGUCCACAAAACACCAAAUUAUGGAAUUUCUCAUGGAAUAAAAGGUGUUACAUCCCUCCAGUAGAGUUCCAGACACUUGUAGAAUCUAUGCCAAGGUGCAUUUAAGCUGUUCUGGUGGCUCGUGGUGGCCCAACGCCUUAUUGAGAUGCCCUGUUGGUGUUUCCUUUAUUUUGUCAGUUACCUGUGUGUGUAUAUAUAUAUAUAUAUAUAUAUAUAUAUAUAUACACCUGUAUACACACUGAAUGUACAAAACAUUAAGGACACCUUCCUAAUAUUGAGUUGCAGUCCCCCUUUUGCCCUCAGAACAGCCUGAAUUCGUCGAGGCAAGGACUCUACAAGGUGUCGAAAGUGUUCCACAGGGAUGCUGGCCCAUGUUGACUCCAAUGCUUCCCACAGUUGUGUCAAGUUGGCUGGUUGUCCUUUGGGUGGUGGACCAUUCUUGAUACACACCGGAAACUGUUGAGCGUGAAAAACCCAGCAGCAUUGCAGUUCUUGACACAAACCGGUGUGCCUGGCACCUACUACCAUACCCUGUUCAAAGGCACUUUAAUAUUUUGUCUUGCCCAUUCACCCUCUGGCACACAUACACGAUCCAUGUCUCAAGGCUUAAAAAUCAUUCUUUAACCGGUCUCCUCCCCUUCAUCUACACUGAUUGAAGUGGAUUUAGCAGGUGACAUCAAUAAGGGAUCAUAGCUUUCACCUGGAUUCACCUGGUCAGUGUAUGUCAUGGAAAGAGCACGUGUUCCUAAUGUUUUGUACACUCAGUGUGUAUGUGUAUAUAUAACUUGCUUCUCUCUUUCUUGGUUCCUCUAUCUCUGUAUCCCAUCUCAAUUCCUUACUCCAACCCCUGCCCAAUCUACCCUCUUUGUCAUACCAUUUUAAAUAUUUAUUCUUUACACCCCUCCCCAUUUCUUCCCAUCUCUUUUGAUGGGGCGGCGCACAAUUGGCCCAGCGUCGUCCAGGGUAGCGGAGGGAAUGGCCGGCAGGGAUGUAGCUCAGUUGGUAGAGAAUGGCGUUUGGAACGCCAGGGUUGUUGGUUCGAUUCCCACGGGGGGCCAGUAUAAAAAAAAAAAGAGCGUCUGCUAAAUGACUAAAAUGUAAAUGUAAACUCUCACCGUCUCCCUCCCUCCCUCGUGUCUGUCUGUAGCUGAUAAACUGGAGGAGGGGAUAGAGUGCACCAAUAACGUCACCCUGAUGGAGGCAGGGGCAGAGCCCUGCACAAGUACCUAUGCCAACUGGCUGGUGGUCAUUUUAUUGGUCAUCUUCCUGCUGGUCACCAACAUCCUCCUGGUCAACCUGCUCAUUGCCAUGUUCAGGUAACGGACCCUCUCAGUCUGUCCCUCUUUCUCUCUCUUUCCCUCUUUCUCUCUAUGUCCCUCUUUCUCUCUCUGUCCCUCUUUCUCUCUCUGUCCCUCUUUCUCACGCUGUCCCUUUUUCACUCUCACCAUCUUUCACUCUCUGUCCCUCUUUCACUCUCUCACCAUCUUUCUUUCUCUCUCUGUCCUUCUUUCUCUCUGUUCCUCUUUCUCACACUGUCCCUCUUUCACUCUCUAACCAUCUUUCUCUCUCUUUCCCUCUUUCUCUCUCUUUCCCUCUUUCACUCUCUGUCCCUCUUUCCCAUCUAGCACCCCCCCCCCCCAUAUCCCUGUUUCACUCUCUUUGUGUUCCCCUUGAGAGAUCAUCACUCAUUCAAUAGGCCUCUUUAAUCCGUGGGCUGAAUUCCUCUUAUUUUAUCUAGUUCCUCACUGUCUCUUCAAUAGUGUUGUUGGAUUAAAUUAAUCAACUUGAUUUAAUUUGUGAGUGUCUUAUUUGAUACUAGCCCUGCAUGUUUGAGUGCCAUAUAUUUUUCUGGCUCUGCUUUCAUGUGUGUCAUUGGGGCCCAAAACGCCAUUAACCAAAAAGUAUAAUAAAACCAAUAAUUUGUUAUAUGAGCAAGAGUCACCUAUUCCGAUAUUCUGCCUAGUAACCAUUUCUCUGUCUCGCUCUCCUUUCUCCCUUCCUGCAGUUACACAUUCUCCAAAGUGCAGGAGCACAGUGACACCUACUGGAAGUUCCAGCGCUACAACUUGAUCGCGGAAUACCACUCUAGACCCUGUCUGGCACCACCCUUCAUCAUCCUCUCCCACCUUCACCUCUUCAUCAAGAGACACAUCCGCAGGAUCCCCUCCGUCAAGAUCAAACACUUUGGUGAGAGAGGGAGGGAGGGAGAGAGGGAGACUGGGGGAGGGAGGGAGACAGAGGAAGGGAGACCAAUGAUCAGAUAAGUCACUUCAAGUAUUGAACUUGAAGUAUUUUAGAGUCCUCUUCCAUUGUCCUUCAAGAGUGUUUUUCUCAUUUUCUCUUCUUCCCAUUUUCUUUGUUCUUCCCUCUUUUCCCCUCCUCCAGUUCUGGAUAUCCGUGGUAGGCAGGCCAGUAGACUGAACACAUGGGAGGCCAUCCAGAAGGAGAAUAUACUGUCUGCCCAGAACAAACGAGAGCGAGAGAAAGACUCAGAGAGACUCAAACGCACCUCUGUCAAGUGAGACAUCUCUCCAUCUCUCACCCUCGGCCACUUAUUUAUGUCAUAGACUAAAUGCCAGAUUCAUUUAACAGCUUCAGUUAACAGCUCGGCUUGAUCUGGCCUAUAAAUAGAAUAGUUGAGAUGCUGUAGAUUGAUUGUCUUCCUGUGUUAGGGAUCGAGUCAAUUACAUUUUAAAUUCAUGAAUCAAAAUAAUGAAUACACUUCCUAAAUUGACUGAGAAGUGAUAAGUGAAUUGACCACUAACCUGUGUUGCGGUUGUGUCUGAAGGGUGGACAGUGUCCUAAAGCAGAUGGCAGAGAUCCGGGACCACGGCCGUAGGCUCAAAAUGCUGGAGACAGAGGUCAGUGUCAGCCUGGGCUGCUGCCCGCAGCUCUCACACACAACCUGCUUUAUCUGCCCAGUGGCAAAGAGACACGUACCUGAAGUUUCAGUAGUCCUUAAGUGUGUGUGUGUCUGUGCACGCACGUGUGUUCCUUAGUGUGUAUUCGUAAGUGUGUGUACAUGACGGGGGCUCAAUGCGCCUCCCCAGGGUUUCUCCCUCAACAUUUGGACUGCAGCUGUUGUAUCUGCCUGCUCAGCACUGUAUAGAGUCCAUCCGUCAUGGUCACCCCUCUCACCCUCCCUCUCUCCCCCCUCUCUCUUUUCCCCCUCUUUCACUCGCUCUCUUUCUCUCUCUCUCUCUUUUUCUCUCUCUUCUCUUUCGUUCCCAGUUGGAGUACUGUUCUAGUGCCCUCUCCUGGAUGGUGCAGGCUCUCUCUCAGAGUAACUUGAUAAAGCCCACAUGUCCUCCGCCCGCUCUCCGA
Messenger RNA from Coregonus sp. 'balchen', 8339 nucleotides. The record is from the annotation of a GenBank genome assembly. NCBI's taxonomy places the organism in Eukaryota, Metazoa, Chordata, Actinopteri, Salmoniformes, Salmonidae.